Molecule: messenger RNA, 546 nt
Organism: Tetrahymena thermophila SB210
Lineage: Eukaryota; Ciliophora; Oligohymenophorea; Hymenostomatida; Tetrahymenidae
Exons: 1
Source: RefSeq, a predicted model, not a curated record
AUGAAACUCUAAAUUCUUGCUUUCGUUGCUAUUGCUACUGUUUUGGCAAUUUAUUCAAUCAAAUUAUAAGGAAAACAUCUUUAAGAAAAUGUUCUUUAUGAUUAAUUCAGUACAAACGACAAAUGCAAAAAAAUGUAAGCUAAAUUAAGUGAUCAAUGCAAGUAAACAGCUCCUGCAAGUGAAUUCUAUCCUUGUUUAGAAAAACUUAUGAGUGAAAAUCGCUGUGAUAUUUUAGUUGAAUAUAAGUAAGUUAUUGACUAAGACAAAUAUUGUGAUUCAAUUAAGAAGAGUGGUGAAGAAAAAUGCAAAGACAGUAAAGAUUAUCAGAAUUGCUUGGUUGAUUACUUCAAUACAGUUGAAAACGACUGUAUUAGCUUAGUUCCAGUCAAAUAAUAUGCUUUUGAUAAUGAUGAAUAUUGCAAUUCCUUAAAAUCUAAUAUGGAAGAAGGAUGUAAAAAAGAAGACUUACCUAUCUAAUGCUUAUUUGAUUUCUUGAAAAUGAACGAUUGUGUAUCCGAAGUGCCAUUAGAUCCUAAAAAUAAUUGA